UUGAGCAGCAGACAUCACGCAGUCAGAACAGCCAGCAAGAGAAAAGGACGAAAAUAUGACAGAUAGAAGCAAGGAUAGAUUUGUUUAGAUGAAAAAUAGUUGAUUGAGUUUGCAAUUUUUUCUCAAAUUGCCAUUUGAUUUGAUUUCUGAAUUAGGACGGUGAAGUAUAUUCUUAUUAGCUAGUUGUACGGUGCAGUGUAAAAUAUAGGAAUAGCUAACAGUAUGGUUCAGUGAACAGCAUAGUUGUAGAACAAGUUUGAUUCAGUUUAUUGAGGAAUCUGAUUAAGGUACCGUACGAGGCCGUUUUCUGGAAACAACGGAACUAUAUAGGACUAUUUUCAAUAAUAUUUUUCCGGACACACUAACAGUAACCUUCCAUAGUAAAUAUAUCGAUAGAUAGAGUUUUGUUUAAAAACACAUGCGGACUAACUGGUCUCAGCCGUGUGUGUCUAAAUUUUAUUUAUCAGAAAUCUUGUUUAGCUUUCUCAGCUUGAAAGGUGUAAUCACCUAAACACGAUUUGCUAUAAGCAAGGGCAUGUAUCAUAAUUGAACGGUUUGUCGAGUUCGUGCGUGUGCAUAUUAUCAAUAGGUUCCCAAUGUAUUUAUUUUCGAAGAUGACAACUGAUUUUCAAAAUCAUAUUCUAAUGAACAGUCCUAAACUUGCGCAAACUUGAGCACAAUAUUCUUCAUGGUGUGUCAAUUUCUACGAUUUUUUGUUUCAAGCGCAAAUUUGCUUUUCUGCUUAGUAUCUUCUUAUAUUUUCAUUACUUCCGGGAAAUGGUCUUAUACGUGUCGUGUAAAUGCAAACGCCGAUAUUAAUCAAAUAUGUUGGAAAAUGGGAACAAUAGCUUCAGUGUUACAGUGGACGUGUUCCAGAUGCAAUUUAAUUAAUCCAAUCGAAAGUACACUUUGUUUCAAUUGCAAAAAACUACGAUAUCUUCACAGUGCUAACGAAAAGAAGUCAAAUUGUGAAGAUUUAGAAAACAAAACAAGCGCCGUGUUCAGAUCGCUACCUCUAACCAAACGAAUGUGGACCUGUACAAAGUGUACAUACGCGUACAACUCGAUGUUUUCCGAGCUAUGCAACAUUUGCCAGUCACCGAAAGGUAAUCCAAUCAUGGUCACAAAGUGUGAAAAAACUAGCUUUGAUGACUGCAAUGAGAACAAGUUACUUAUUCCCGAAAAUGAUGAAUUCAAUCACUCGUUGCUCGAAUCUAUCUCCUCCCAUGCGAGCGUCCCUUCUGGAGAACUGAACUUAGAUGAACAAUAUGGAGAUACCACAUCAAGAAACCACGAAAAUGAUGAACAGUGGACAUGUAGGAAAUGUACUUUGGUGAAUACAUCAACAACAGUGGCAUGUGCUGCUUGUGGCGGAUCGAAACUGCGUAGCGUUGCUGAAAAGGAAAAAGCAACACUUAGGAAGGGUCAAUUUUGGAUAUGUAGAGAAUGCACUUUGAGGAAUUUAUUGUCUGACAAUUCAUGCGCUGCCUGUAAAUCAUCGAAUAAGGACAAAAGUAUAGGUCUAAGUUCUUCACCCACGACAAAAAGAGGUACAGAUUUGGGAGCUAUACCGAAAAGACACAGUACUGGAAGUUUAACAAAUAAAAUUAGUCAGCAAGUGAAAACGGAUCUCACAAGCACACAAACUGAAAAGAUUUGGUAUUGUCCCACUUGUACAUUCGAAAAUUUAUCUGCUAGUGUAGUAUGCGACAUGUGCUCCAGUCAACGAUUAAUAAACAAAGGCACAACUACUCCUAACAAUUUUAAAAAUAAUAGAUGCGAGAGCAAGCUAAUGGAAAAUCUAAAACAAAUUGAAGAUUCUGAUUCGUUGACCACAUGGGUUAAUAUCAUACAAUACUGUAAAGAAAAUGGUGAAUUAUUCGUAGAUGAUUCAUUCCCACCUGCUACCAAGAGCCUAUAUUAUAAUCUGUCAUCAAAUACGGAGACGAAUCCAGUUGUGCAGUGGCGUCGACCUCACGAAAUAAGUUGUGAGCGAGGUAAUGCUCUACCUUGGACAGUUUUUAGAACACCACUUCCGUCGGACAUUUGUCAAGGAGUAUUAGGAAACUGCUGGCUACUAAGUGCAUUGGCUGUUCUUGCAGAAAGAGAGGACCUUGUACGAGAGGUGGUCGUAACUAAAAACAUAUGCCCGCAAGGUGCUUACCAAGUUCGGCUUUGUAAGGACGGAAAAUGGACCACUGUUUUAGUCGAUGAUCUAUUACCAUGUGAUAAAAAAGACCAGUUAGUGUAUUCACAAGCAAAAAGAAAGCAAUUGUGGGUACCUAUUAUAGAAAAGGCAGUAGCAAAACUUCACGGUUGCUACGAAGCAUUAGUGUCGGGAAGAGCAAUAGAGGGUUUGGCCACCCUCACAGGAGCGCCAUGUGAAAGUAUUCCCCUUCAACCAAGUUCAAUGCCAUUGCCAAGUGAAGAUGACGUCGACAGAGAUCUUAUAUGGGCACAAUUACUUAGCUCUAGACUGGUGAAGUUCUUAAUGGGUGCUAGUUGUGGUGGGGGGAAUAUGAAAGUGGACGAUGAGGAAUACCAAAGAAAAGGCCUUCGCCCUAGACAUGCUUAUUCUGUUUUAGAUGUGAGAGACAUCCAAGGACAUCGUUUGCUCAAGCUGCGUAAUCCAUGGGGACAUUACUCUUGGAAAGGAAAUUGGUCUGACAAUUCACUUUUAUGGACUGAUGAUUUGAGGGACAUCUUAAUGCCACACGGUGGUUCCGAAGGAGUUUUUUGGAUAUCGUUUGAAGAUGUUCUCAAAUAUUUUGACUGCAUUGAUAUCUGCAAAAUUCGAACUGGUUGGAACGAAGUUAGAUUGCUGGGUAGCUCGCAACCACUAUGUGCUCUAUCGUGUGUAAUUUUAACAGUAAUUGAACCAACUGAAGCAGAAUUCACUUUGUUUCAAGAAGGUCAACGAAAUUCCGAAAAAUCGCAGCGGUCCCAGUUAGAUCUCUGCGUAGUCGUGUUCAAGACGCAAAAUUCAGCGGAGCCGGAAGUAGGCAGACUAGUCGAACAUAGCAAACGUCAAGUGCGAGGAUUCGUUGGAUGUCAUAAAAUGCUAGAAAAAGACGUAUACUUGUUAGUAUGCUUAGCAUUUAAUCAUUGGCACACGGGUAUCGACGAUCCUUCAAUGUAUCCAACAUGUGUUUUAGCAAUUCACAGUUCUAAAAAAAUGAUUGUUCAACAGCUCAUUCCACCUGCGUACCUUCUAGCCGAUGCUAUAAUCAGCCUUACAUUAACGAAAGGCCAAAGGCAUGAAGGGCGGGAAGGCAUGACCGCAUAUUAUCUAACAAAAGGAUGGGCAGGUUUGGUUGUGAUGGUAGAAAAUAGACACGAGAAUAAAUGGAUUCAUGUUAAGUGUGAUUGCAAAGAAAGCUACAAUGUAGUUUCUACAAGAGGCGAAUUAAAAACAAUAGACUCAGUGCCACCGCUACAGCGACAGGUAAUAAUUGUAUUGACUCAACUAGAAGGCAGUGGAGGAUUCAGCAUUGCUCAUAGACUCACGCACAGACUAGCUAAUUCAAGUGGAUUGCAUGACUGGGGUCCACCGUCGGCUACAAAUUGUCCACCUAUUGAUAGUGUAUAUGAUCUUCAUUCACCACGUCUGAUCAAGUAAAUUACAUAAUAUGUAGUCAAUCAGUAUUUAAUUGCAUAUUAAUAAAUUUAUGAUAUUGUGUAUA
Molecule: messenger RNA, 3683 nt
Organism: Topomyia yanbarensis
Lineage: Eukaryota; Metazoa; Arthropoda; Insecta; Diptera; Culicidae
Gene: sol
Product: calpain-D
Exons: 2
Coding region: 689-3619 (976 amino acids)
Biological process (GO): proteolysis
Cellular component (GO): cytoplasm
Molecular function (GO): calcium-dependent cysteine-type endopeptidase activity
Source: RefSeq, a predicted model, not a curated record